Bombyx mandarina (wild silkworm) is the source of this 1349-nucleotide messenger RNA. RefSeq names its product Huntingtin-associated protein 40 kDa (gene Hap40). Gene Ontology annotation, biological process: vesicle cytoskeletal trafficking. NCBI's taxonomy places the organism in Eukaryota, Metazoa, Arthropoda, Insecta, Lepidoptera, Bombycidae. The record is from RefSeq and is a predicted model, not a curated record. Gene Ontology annotation, cellular component: early endosome. Gene Ontology annotation, molecular function: protein binding.
UAAACGUUACAAAUUUACAAACAGUCCCUCAGUUUUUUUAAUUAUUUUGAUUAUUACGUACAACAUCGACAAUGUCUACUGAUUUAAACUCCAGUUUCACAGAACAAUACAUGAACAUCAAUACAAAAAUGAAAAAGCGUUUCAUGCGGAAGCCAAAUGUUUCUGAAGCAACAAAUGAGUUUAUAGCACUAGCGAUACAAUGUGAACAUUCUGAACAGCCAACGUUUGCAGGGCAUUCUUAUGUGGGCGCUGCGAAAUGCGAGGCCUCGGUGGGAAAUUUCCUUGGUGAAGCAGAGCACUAUAUCUCUGCAGCCAGACAAUUCAUUAAAGCUGAGAUGAAACUGAAGUCAAUGAAAUUCUACAGUCCCGAGAGAGAGAAUUUAGAAGCUGGUAUAGGAUGUUUUCUACAAGCACUGAACAAAUAUCCAGAAAAGUCACCCAUUCGCACAUCACUACUGAUGGAAUUGGCUAGCAACCUGUCCACCCUGGGACAUAAAGCGGAGGCUAUAUCAUACUACCAACAAGCACUGGAUACUGUUGUGGAUUAUACUAUGAAGUUGAUGGCAUUGUGGAAUUUAAUGAUUUUACAGAUUGACAGUGAAAAGUUCAGCAUGGCACUUGAAACUGCAAACACAAUAUGUGACUCCAAACUGAAUAUUCCCGAAGACCUCCUCACAGAAGUUCAAGUAACCAGGAUACUGUUAGCAAUUCUCGUGAAACCAGCCAAUGAGGACAAGCCACCUUCAUUGAAACAACUAUUUUUUGAUCUAAUGAAUGAUAUAGAAACUGAAGCUCUACCUCUGAGUACGGACCUGCGGUUGAAACUGCAGUCAAUAACAGUGAGCGAGCAGGAGGGAGAUAUGACGUCAUUGGUUGCACUAUUGGCCGACACGGAAGAGCACCUAGUUCCACACCAGACACAAUUACUGCACCACAUUAUUUCUAAACAAAGGCUCGAUCAUUUGGGUCUUACAUAAAAAUCUCCCAGAUACCGCUACGUUAGAUGUAGAUGUUCUACUCCAGUGAGCUACUUCUCACGUUUUUACUGUUAUUGCAGUAGAUAUGCAUAUAUGAGGGCGUCAGCGCAAAAGUGGCUUAUGUUUACCAUAGUUGGUAUGGAGAUAAUGAGGUUUGAAUAAAUUUGAUUUACUUUUACAUUGCUUCGUACGCAAAAAUAAUACGCACAAAAGUAAUAUUUACAAGGCCAUCUAUUAUCUAUGGGUGAAACUAGGGAUAGGCCGGUUUUGUAUCAAAAUUUAUUAUGUUUUAAUUAAAUUGCAACAUAAAAAGCACGUUUAUGAAGAAUUAUGGGUUAGGCCACUUUUUCGCUGACGACCUGAUAUGUAAAU